UGUCAAACGAAACUGUCGAGUUACGACAGAAGCAGAUAGAAGCAAUAAAAAAAAGUCAACAAUAAUUUUAUAAACAGCAAAUUCUAUUGAAAAAUUUUGCUUUGAUUUUUAAUCUCAUGAGAUGCCUCUUAGAUGCUAAUCUCGAGAACUUUAGGUGUUAUUAAUGUUUUGUAAAAGUGAAUUUGCAUCAUUGAUUUUUUUAAAUUUCUUGCUAAAGUUAUUCUAUGAACACUGCAAAAAAUAAUAGAGGUCCAGGAGAAGCUUCGAGCGACUUAGUGGCCUCGACCAGUAACAACAACGAACAUAAGAUUGACAAUAUUGAAAACGAUAUGAAACGGGCAGCUGCUAGAAAACUGAUUGAAAGGUAUUUUUACCAGUUAACUGAAGGAUGCGGUAAUCCAACUUGCAGUAAUAAAAACUGUGCAUCAAGUGGAGAACUUAAACCUAUGACACCCAAUGAUGCUGCAGGCCAUGCAUUGCAAUUGUUUAAAGAGGACGCCCGUUUGUGUGAGAGGCAUCCCAGUAAAAUUGCAAGGACUCAAUCCAAUAAAUUGGAUAAUGAUUUAAUUAAGAAUACAAAUGGAACUAUUAACACUGUGCCUUUGAGUAAUUCUGUUUCAGAGGACAGUGAACAACUGAAUAAAAGUGUUAAGCCUAACCAUGCAUCUGUCCCAUCAUUUUUAACAGAACAAACACUAUAUGAAAUUAUUGAUGAGUGUGAAGCUAACGAUAGUUAUUCGCCACUUAUUAGGACUUUAGGCGAAAUUUUCAGCAGUAUUGAGAACUUAUCCAAAAGUUUUUUGGAAGAAUCAUCAACCGCCUCGAAUACUCCAAAUCUUGAAAGUACAGAGAGCUUUAAAGGAUUAAAAAAAGAGGAAGUAAGAUAUUUAGAAGGUGAAAAAGAUAAAGAUGAAGAUUCCUCCGCAGAUUCAAGUAAAAACAAACUACUUCCUGUAGAUUUAUCUUCCCUUCGUCGGGCUUAUGCAGCUCUUUUUAAAUUAAAAGCGACGAUUUUUGAAAAUGCAUUGGUUAACGCCCUCGUUACACUUGCUGGAAAUUUGCAGAUGGAAUUGCCCAUGAGAAGAGAAAAGGAUAGUUACGAUGAUAUAUUAAAUGUUUUGCUAAUUGUCUUUGAAAUACCAUCAUUGGGCUCAGGUGAUUUUCUUGAGACAGCCUUGCCGGCAAUAUGUCGCGCUUCCCAAUCUUUGCCCGUCGAAGUACAAGCAAGUUUAGCAACAGCAUGGUCUGGGAGAGGCAGAGGUGCCAUAAGAAACAUUUUAGAAAAUUUGCAACAAUUAAUUACAUUAAGAGUUAUAGUCACGCCUUUCCAUAGGGAUUUUUGUGUCCAAGAUGAGAAUGUGGUUACAUCAGCAACUAAGUUAAUGAAAAUUUUAUAUUAUGCGAAUAUGUUAGCUGGCGUACUCGAGUCUCCUACUUUAAGGAACAUUGAUGAUAUGAAUGACUCUAUAGAUGAGUCUUUUCUAAUGGUUAAACUGAAUAAAGCCAUUACACCUCAAGAUCCCCUGGCCACCCAUUUAGGGGUUCAUAUACUAGACUGCAGAAAACCAUUUUUGCCUUUUUCAGACUUUUAUAAUGAGUUACUUAGCGACACUGUGGAGAUGGAUAGGGAUUUUGCGAAUUUUAAAAGUGAAUUAGGUAUAUUUUCGGGUAAAUUUAGUUUCAUGAAUUACCCUUUUAUUUUAACACCCGCCACAAAAACUAUGGGCCUGUAUUUCGACAACAGAAUACGGAUGUAUUCAGAACGAAGGAUUAGUAUCCUGCAAGCAGUUACCGGUCAACCAUCCAACCCAUAUUUGCGAUUAAAAGUUCGCAGAGAUAAUAUCAUAGAUGAUGCACUGGUCGAGCUGGAAAUGAUAUCAAUGGAAAAUCCUAACGACCUAAAGAAACAGCUGGUAGUGGAAUUUGAAGGGGAACAAGGUAUCGACGAGGGUGGCGUGUCUAAAGAGUUUUUUCAGCUUGUAGUUGAAGAAAUUUUUAACCCCGACUAUGCAAUGUUUACCCUGCAAAGUGAGACUCAAACCGUUUGGUUUAACCCCACAAGUUUCGAAAGUACCGCCCAGUUUACCUUGAUUGGCAUAGUUUUAGGACUAGCAAUUUACAAUAACAUUAUACUGGCUGUUAAUUUUCCCAUGGUAUUGUACCGGAAAUUAAUGGGUAGAAGGGGAUCCUUUGAAGAUUUGCAGGACUGGAAUCCGGUACUUUAUAAUAGUUUAAAGCAAAUGUUAGAGUACAAUGACCCAGACAUAGAUGAUGUAUUUACGCAAACAUUUAGAAUAAGUUACCAAGAUGUGUUCGGUAGCGUAAUUCAUUACGAUCUCAAAGAAAGAGGUGAUAAAAUCAUCGUUACUCAAGAGAAUAAAUACGAAUUUGUGGAUUUGUACGCGGAUUUUCUGCUAAACAAAUCUGUUGAAAAGCAAUUUAAAGCUUUUUACAAAGGUUUUCAGAUGGUCGUGGACGAGUCGCCUCUAGAACAAUUAUUCCGUCCAGAAGAAAUAGAGCUACUGAUAUGCGGAAGCAAAAACUUUGAUUUCGACGAAUUAGAAAAUUCCACAGAGUAUGAUGGUGGUUAUACGAGCGAAAGUCAAAUAAUUAAAGACUUUUGGUCGGUUGUUCAUAGUUUUUCGAUGGAGGACAAGCAGAAAUUGCUCCAAUUUACGACAGGGUCAGAUAGGGUACCCAUCGGUGGAUUAAGUCGUCUAAAAUUGGUAAUAGCGAAAAACGGCCCAGAUUCUGACAGAUUACCCACAGCGCAUACAUGUUUUAAUGUUCUGCUGUUACCGGAAUAUUCGUCCAAAGAGAAACUAAAAGAUCGACUGAUUAAAGCCAUCAAUUACUCCAAGGGGUUUGGCAUGUUGUAAUAUAAACUGUGUUGCUUUGUGAUUUCCUUUAGUUUAGUAUUUAAACACAAAAGCUACUAACUGUAAUAUUGGUUGUUUAUUGAUUGAAUACAUUUUGUCAAAUAAAUGUAAUUUUUAUGUUUCUGGUUUUGAUUUUAUACUGCAAGAAAAUAGGCCUGAGCAAAACUUUAUUUUACAUAAAAAUUGACUACAUGCUAAGGUUGUACAUUUAGUUCAUUUGUGAGAAUAUUUGUCUAUAUUAGCUGUUGGAAAUAACAGAUUAUAUCUGAAAUUAUGGCAUCCCUUACCGAAUAAACUUAAUGUCUCUGACUGAGCCGUUUUAGCCUAACACAUAAACAUAAUCUUGUAUUAUUUGUACCUGGAAGAAGGAUAACAUGGAUUGUAAUCACGUUGAAAUAGAAAAUUGCUAGUUAGUGCUAAAGUAUAAAUUUAAAAAUCUUGCAGAAGUCCAACCCUCUCUUCCCACAAAAAAGAUGUAUUCUUUAUGAGUUCGACAGCCCCAAAACUAAACUAUGGCACAUAGAACUAACUUAUUUUUUUAAAACCAAAUUGCAGUUUAAUGUUCCUGAAUUGCACCAACCUAAACCAGUUAGAAGUUUUAUACAGAAUGCUCAAUAACAAUUUUAAUAAGCGAUUGCAAAAAUAAUGGUUACAGGCUUCCAAUUCAGUGUUAUUUAUAGUCAUCAAUCAUGGUAUUGGAAGCUUGUUUCUCCUUACAGUCAAUAUAAUAAAAUUAACGCAAUUCAUUUGAUGCAUUUAUUUUUAAUAAAUUAGUCUCUACAAAUCGAGCACCCUGUAUCAAUAUAAUUCCUGAGAUUUCCAACUUUAAUUUUGAAAAGACAAACCAAAUUAAACAAAUCAAAAUUUUGUAUAUGAAAAUAUUACUCUGGAAACCACCAGAUAUCGUUUAAAACAACAAAUCAUUAAUUUU
This is a messenger RNA of Cylas formicarius (sweet potato weevil), 3810 nucleotides long. RefSeq names its product ubiquitin-protein ligase E3A (gene Ube3a). NCBI's taxonomy places the organism in Eukaryota, Metazoa, Arthropoda, Insecta, Coleoptera, Brentidae. Gene Ontology annotation, biological process: protein polyubiquitination. Bases 225 to 2879 code for a protein of 884 amino acids. The record is from RefSeq and is a predicted model, not a curated record. The transcript is spliced from 11 exons. Gene Ontology annotation, molecular function: ubiquitin protein ligase activity.